Molecule: messenger RNA, 1435 nt
Organism: Stylophora pistillata
Lineage: Eukaryota; Metazoa; Cnidaria; Anthozoa; Scleractinia; Pocilloporidae
Product: protein disulfide-isomerase 1
Biological process (GO): protein folding
Cellular component (GO): endoplasmic reticulum
Molecular function (GO): protein disulfide isomerase activity
Source: RefSeq, a predicted model, not a curated record
UUUCGAUGAUUUUCUCGUAGAUCACGCCAGAAUCUCUAAAACAAGUGAACAAUGUUUACGGCUAUACUUUCGAUAGCCUUGUCCCUUGUAGGGACAAGUUUUUGCGCUCCAUCUAAUCCAGUCUUAAAGUUGACUGAUAACGAUUUUGACCAUUUUUUGAAAGACAAAGAGACGAUGUUGGUGGACUUUUACGCACCUUGGUGCAGCGACUGUGCCAGAUUAAAGCCCGAGUUUGACAGCGCCGCAAAGGAUUUUGCGCUGAAGGGGAAAUUUGUUUUCGCCAAGAUUGACUGCUUCGGCGAUGGAAGGAGUAUCUGUGAAAACAGGUUCAAUGUGCACAGCUGGCCUCAAUUGAAAGUUUUCCGUCGCGGGCAAUAUGCUGGAGAAUACAGCGGAAAUCAAGACAAAGCUUCUAUUGAAAGAUUUAUGGACAGCCUUGUUAAACAGAAAGUCCCGGAUAAUAUUGGUCAGGACCAACCCCAGAAAAACCCGUCGGCAAUCAAAGAAAACCCAUAUGGCCCCUGGUACCAAAAGGGAUGGACUUACUGGGCUAUGAGUCCUGGAAAUGUCCCUUAUCAGAACCCACCUGGCUGGAAAAGAGGAUAAAGUUGAGAAAAUCCUCAAAAGAAUUCGAAGUUAAAAUUUAUCAGAGAUCCGCAGCAAUUAAGAGCCUAAUAUUCAAUGGCUACAGAAGUUAAAACUUUAAAAAGAGGCCAGUUUCCGUGCUCAAGCCAUAUUAUUUCAACCAUUUUGUACGCAGUCACUGAACUCGUUAAAAUGUUAUAAUUUGGAUAUAUCAACAAAGUUGAAAUGGUAAAUUGGCCACCGUAACGAUUACAAAAGCUGACGUUUCGAGCGUUAGCUCUUCGUCGCCAAAUGUUGUUGAGUGAAGAUAUUCCGUUACUCUUACCCCUGUUAAUUCACUUUCGAAUUACUUAUUUCAACCCUAGCGUUACCUUAAAGUUGAAGUGUUUCAUAAAAAGUUGACGGCGUUUCCUUCAAUGGAACUUUUUUAAAAACUUUCUAAAGAGUGUGUUAACCUUGUUUCAUUGCUUUACAUAUUUUCCCCUUCGUUAGUGCCAGACGGGAAUUCUGUAUAGGAUUUGAAAUGACCCCUCAUUUUCAAGGGUACGAAAAGACAUAUUGCAGGUUGAUACAAAAACAAACUAAUGAAAAAUAGUCUUUUCUGUUUAAAUCUACUAUAAACUUAAAUAAAGCAACAUAAAAACAAGUAGGAGAAUGGAGCUCUGUGGGAAAAUUUAGUGUUGGUUUAGUGAAAAGAAAAUUUGCAGAAUGGAGAUUAAGGAGGGAGUGCAAAGAACGUAUUUAGACAAGAAUACAGGUGAAGCAUUUUAAAUAAGUGUCUGAACGAUUUUCAAAUUUGCGAGAUAUACUAAACCCUCACAACUGAUAAAGAUAGAUCCCAAGAAGAGCA